Cheilinus undulatus (humphead wrasse) is the source of this 793-nucleotide messenger RNA. Its product is annotated as phospholipase A2-like. Gene Ontology annotation, molecular function: calcium ion binding; phospholipid binding. Lineage: Eukaryota; Metazoa; Chordata; Actinopteri; Labriformes; Labridae. The record is from RefSeq and is a predicted model, not a curated record. Bases 125 to 571 code for a protein of 148 amino acids. The transcript has 5 exons. Gene Ontology annotation, biological process: arachidonate secretion; phospholipid metabolic process; lipid catabolic process.
GACGAGCACAGCUGCAACCUCUGUUACCUGAGCUCUGAGCAAACAAACACGGGAACAUGGUGUCACCUGUUGAGAUCAGUGUUCAAUAAAGACUUACAGCUUUACGUCAGACACCAGCGCCGGCAUGAUGCGUCUGACACUCUCCCUCUUCAUCCUCUGCAUCAGCCUCCCAGCAUUGCUGGGUUACCGAGCUCUGUGGCAGUUCAGGUCCAUGAUCCUCUGCACCGUACCUGACAGCUGGCCUAUUCUGGACUACGCUGACUACGGCUGCUACUGUGGGCUGGGAGGCUCGGGCACACCUGUGGAUGAGCUUGACAGAUGCUGUUACGUCCACGACAAGUGUUACAAAAAGGCCAAUCAGCUCGAUGAGUGCUUUCCCAUCUUUGACAACCCCUAUACUGAAUUAUACAACUAUAGGUGUGAUGAGGCCAGCAAGACCGUCACCUGUCUGAAUCACAACGAUCCCUGUGAGAGCUUCAUCUGUGAGUGUGACCGCCAGGCAGCCAUGUGUUUCGCCGCGGCAGGUUAUGAUGAAGCCAACGCUCAUCUGCCCAGUAGCCGCUGCAAAUAAACCUCAGCAUUUAUGCUUUUCAGCUUCUGGGUCAAAGCUCGGUGAAGAAAGUCUGGCCAGAUCAAGCUGUACAUGCAAGGGAAAAUCAGUCUCAAACCACAUCACACAGGUGUUAGUGUGACUUCAAGAAAUUCUAAGUAGUACGCUUUUAGUUGGAGUAAAAUGUUUACAUGCAUUUUAAAAGUCCAGUUUUUGUUUAAACUGUACGAUCUGAUCAAGGCC